Spirodela intermedia is the source of this 2035-nucleotide messenger RNA. Lineage: Eukaryota; Viridiplantae; Streptophyta; Magnoliopsida; Alismatales; Araceae. The record is from the annotation of a GenBank genome assembly.
AUGAGAAGAGGGCGAGCGACGGCCGGAUUGUUGAAUAUCCGGGUGAUCAGGGGGAGGAACCUCGCCAUGCGAGACGUCCGAGGCAGUGAUCCCUACGUCAUCCUCAGCACCAGGAACAAGGUUAUUCUCCUCUCUCUCUCUCUCUCUCUCUCUUUCUCUCUCUCCAUCCCUAUAUCCAUCCAUGGCGUCGAUUGUUGCUUUGAAUCUGCUGGAGUAUGGCCGCGAUGGAGGACGGAGGGGGGAAGAAGGAGAAGGACGAAGGAUCAGUGCUCGGAGGCGGCAGAUCGGGGGUCGGAUAGGCGGCCUCCGAUCCAAUUUCUAGGGAUGCGAGAGGGAGGAAGAUAGGCUCCUCUCCGUUGCAAACCCUACUUCCCUGCCGCGGCGGAAUAUCCUGCCCCGUGCUGCGCAGCCUACAGAUUCCGAUCAGAUUGAGCACCGCCGGCACGGCCUCAUCCGAUCCUUUCGAUCACAGACAGGAGGGAUUGGCGGAGAAAUCGAAUGACUAAUUGAAGGGAAGAGGAUGGGCGGACUCUGGCGGAGAUUAACACCGAGCGAGCGAGAGAGAAAGAGAGAAUGAUUGGGCUUAGAUGGGACCUGGUAAUCCCAAGUCAGCCCGUACUGACCUGACUCGGGUUAUUGGGGCGCAUAGAAGAGUCUCAAUAUGAGGACAUGGGAUUGAAUGCCAGGUAUAAUAAAAAUAGAUAGAGAGAGAGAGAGAGAGAGAGAGAGAGAGAGAGAGAGAGAGAGAGACAGACAGACAGACAGACAGACAGACAGAGACAGAGACAGAGAGGGAAGAGAGAAAGGAGGGAGAGAGAGAGAGAGAGAGAGAGUCGUUUAGACGUCUGAGCUCAAGGGGUAGGUCGAAUUAAUAAGAUCUGAUGCCCGGAUUCCGUGGGAAUCCACCUGUAGAAACUCUAUAUAGUAGAGCCUCGAGUGGCCUUAAGACCCACGCUAGCAGUGGUCAACCCUUGGGAUUGCUUUCAAGGGGACAAAGUCAACCCGGUGAAGUGGCCCGACGACUAAUCAGGUGCCCACAAUCUGCACGCACAGUGUAUCAGAUCAUAAUUUCUAUCAAAUAUUUCUAAAGAUCUGAUUAUUCUCACAUACAUUUUCUUAAAAAAAAUAAAUCCUGGGAUGGUAUCCAUUAGAAACUGGACGUAGGUGGAGAUAAAGUCAAACCACUAUAAAUCUCACAGUCCUUCUCGUUAUGAUGAAUACCGGUGCGGACUCAAUUAAGUCAACCUGGGUGUUGACCUAGGCCAACUUGUGUUGACCCAAGUCUGAUUACAUAUAGAACAAGCAUAAAUAAUCUAAACACAGAAAACCAAGUCAUGCAUUUUUCUCGAGAAAGUUUCCAUGGCAAGUAGAAUAUUACCAGCUGAUAUUUUCUACCGUCACAUUUCCACAAAUGGGCGGUGACCUCAAGAACUAUUUGUUCAGAAACGUUGACUUUUCUCUUCUAUCUUUGUCUUUCUUUUAAUGUCAGAGAGUAAAGUCGCGGGUUAUUAAAAAAGACGUGAACCCAGAGUGGAACGAGGAUUUGAGCCUGUACGUACAGGAUACGACUGAUCCCGUCAGGCUGGUAUGUUCCCAUCGGCUGUGAUCUUCUGUGCUCGUUGACCUUUCCUAAUCUAGAAAUAAUCGAUGUGUGUUUUUUUCCUUUUCCUUUAAUGAGCGAUUUCAUGAUCAGUUGACGACAUUUGAUCUUCUGGGCGCGUUCCUUCUGUCUUCUUGACGACUUUAGGAGGUCUUCGACAAGGACACCUUCUCCCAAGACGACCCCAUGGGGAGGGCAGACGUUGACAUUGGGCCUCUCAUUGAAGCCACGGUGGCGGCGAGGAGGGGUGGCGUUGACCCUUCGGGAGUGAUAAGGGUCGUGACUCCCGAGUCAAACAGCGCGCUGGUGAGCGAGAGCAAGAUCCGGCUCUGCAAUGGGAAGGUGAUCCAGGACAUGAUUCUGAGGCUCAGAGACGUCGAAUGUGGCGAGGUGGAGUUGCAGCUGGAAUGGAUCGACACCGGAAGAGCUUGGUGA